Molecule: messenger RNA, 6918 nt
Organism: Sebastes umbrosus (honeycomb rockfish)
Lineage: Eukaryota; Metazoa; Chordata; Actinopteri; Perciformes; Sebastidae
Gene: nisch
Product: nischarin
Exons: 28
Coding region: 312-4871 (1519 amino acids)
Cellular component (GO): cytoplasm
Molecular function (GO): phosphatidylinositol binding; protein kinase binding; integrin binding
Source: RefSeq, a predicted model, not a curated record
CCUUUAUUGUAAGAGUAGUGUAAUGACCUUGUCUGGCUGCUCACAUAAUGUCGAGUAUGUUUGAUAUACAUUCAGCAUAGAACAGAUGUUUUCCUGUAGACGUUGUCUAGAGAUCUGUCACAGGACAGUUUGUACAUAAAGUUUUGUUCGUUUUGACAGACAGUCAGCUGCUCCGUUCAGCAUCACAACAAACAUGGCGGCAGCAGGAGGCGAACUGACCAGAGCAGCGCUGGAUGAAAUCCUCUAGAGACGCUUCAACUGAGAGUUUAUCACUUCACAAGAGAUAACAUCUGCUUCUUCAACAUCUCAACAUGGAGUCCGCCCCGUUUCCAGAGGAAGUCUCGGAGAGGAAACUGUGUGUUGUCGGUUCAGAGCUGGUGGAAAACUACACAGUUUAUAUCAUCGAGGUGUUGGAUGGAGAGCACAGAUGGACUGUGAAGCACCGCUACAGUGACUUCCACGACCUCCAUGAGAAGCUGACUGCAGAGAAGAAGGUGGACCGACGGCUGCUGCCUCCAAAGAAGAUGUUGGGGAAGAACUCAAAGAGUCUGGUGGAGCGGCGGCAGAAGGAGCUGGAGCUCUACCUGCAGACGCUGCUGCAGCAGUUCCCGCAGGCCACGCCGACUCCGCUCGCAUCCUUCCUGCACUUUCACUUCUACGAGAUUAACGGCAUCACAGCAGCUCUGGCUGAGGAGUUGUUUCAUAAAGGUGAGCAGCUGCUGCAAGCUGGCGAGGUGUUUUCCCUCCAUCCUCUGCAGCUUUACUCCGUCUCCCAGCAGCUACGUCUGGCCAAACCAACCUGCUGUAACGGAGACGCCAAGACUGACCUGGGACACAUCCUGGACUUCACCUGCAGGCUGCGAUACCUCAAGAUGUGUGGUACCAGAGGCCCAGUAGGAACCAGUAACAUCCAGGAGAGCACUCUCCCCUUCGACCUGUCUGUUUUCAAAUCACUGCUGCAGAUAGAGAUUAGCGAGUGCAGCGCUCAGCAGAUUCGAGGUCUGUCGUCUCUGAGGUCGAGUCUGGCAACUUUGAGUAUCCACAACUCGACGGAAGCUAUGAUGUCGAUCCUGGUCCCGGAGGCGAGCGAGUUCUCACAGUGGGAGGCUGAGGGGGCCGAGUCGGGCUGUCCCGUCACCGCUGUCAUCCCCGUGUGGAGAAACCUGACCACGCUGGACAUGAGCCACAACGGCAUCAGCACCAUCGACAGCUCAGUGAAACUGAUUCCCAAGGUGGAGUUUUUGGAUCUGAGCCACAACCAGCUGUCCACAGUGGAAAACCUCCAGCACCUGUACAAUCUGGUCCACGUGGAUCUGUCCUAUAACAGCCUGCGGGUCCUGGAAGCUGCUCACACCCGUCUGGGCAACAUCAAAACCUUGAACCUGGCCGGCAACCAGCUGGACCAACUGACCGGCCUCACCAAGCUCUACUCUCUGGUUAACCUGGACCUCAGCCACAACCAGCUGGCCCAGUUGGAGGAGAUCAGGAACAUCGGCUCUCUGCCCUGUCUGGAGAAACUCAACCUGUCCAGUAACCCCAUGUUCAUCAUCCCAGACUACAGAACCAAAGUCCUGACCCAGUUUGGAGACCGCGCAGCAGAGGUUUGUCUGGACGGAAAAGUGACGACAGAGAAGGAGCUGGACACAGUGGAAGUGUUGAAAGCCAUUCAGAAAGCCAAAGAAGUCAAAGACCGAAUGAGCAGCGGCGACAAGAAGAUCAGUGAGGAGACCAGGCUGUCUGCUGCUGCACCUCCUCACCUCUCCUCCUCCUCUCCCCCCUCCUCUUCCUCCUGCUGCUCCUCUGCUGUUGCUCCUCCUGCUGUCACCUCUUCCUCUUCUUCUUCCUCCUCCUCCUCCUCCUCCUCCUCCUCCUCCUCUUCCUCUUCCUGUCCGGCCCAGCAGGCUGCCUGCCUCAGCCAAGAAGUGACGGACAGAGAAGAAGACGCAGUUCCCCCCAGUGUUCUCACUCCUGAGGACACUUCACCUCCCCCCAUAAGCUUUACCAAUACACACCUCCUGUCUGCUGACCCCGCUCAGGUACAACAACCUGCUGUCUGUCUGUCUGAACACACACUCUGUGGAGCGCCUACAAGUAUUACUACUACCACUACUACUACUACUACAAAUAAUGUCUGUUGUGUCUGCUGCUCUUCCUCCUCCAGACCAGUUGAAACCACUUGCUUCUACUGCAGCGCAACUUCGUGUCCUCUGCUUCCUUCUCACCUGCUCUCCCUUUCCUCCUUCAACAAAGACUUCAUUGCCCAGCUGUCCCAGCGUCUCAGCUCCACCCUGAAGGAGCAGAAGAGGAAGAAGGAGGAGGAAGAGAAGGUGGAGGAGAGAGAGGAAGAGAAGAGGUCUGAGUCCAGAGAGGUUGAGUCACAUGUGGAGGACACCGAGGUGGGAAGUCCCAGUCCAGGCUCCAUGGACGGAUACUUUGAGAUGAGUCUGGAUGACUCUGUUGAGGAGUCUGUCUGCUCCUCCUCCACGUUGCUCGCUGUUCCUCCUGCUGAGGAGCCCGAUGGCCACCAGGUGGAGCUGUGUGAAGAGGAGGAGGAGGUGCAGGUCAGCAGGGUUCUAUGGUGCUACUGUCUUCAGGUGAAGGAGGAGGUGGAGCAGAAGGAGGCGUGUCUGGUGCUGACGGACCGGCUGUUGGGCCUUCUGUACCUGUCAGAUGAUUUCACAUGGACCAAUCAGGACGCAGACCAGGAGCAGAGUCCCUCUGUGGAGGAGGUGCUGUCCAGCCUGCAGCUGGACCUCCUGCUGCCGUACUCCCAGCUCCUGCUUUCCUCCCAAGCCAAGCUCCCCGUCACCUGCCUCGCCUUUGGCCUCCAAUCCAGUCCUACACGCUGGUACAUCUUCUCCGAGGCCGAGGAGCUCCGACAGACCAGGAGCGAGCUCACGGUGCUGAACCAGGCUGCAGAGUCUCAGACUGACCCGGAGCCCCCCAACACUCCUCAGCUCUUCCCCCGCUCACUCAUCAACUCCUGGGAGCUGGAAGAGAGUCAGGGAGCCCAGGGAGGUUAUCCUGCCAUCCUCCUUCCCUCCUCCUCCUCCUCUUCCUCUUCUUCCUCCUCUGCCCCAGACACCCAUCCACUCCUGUCAGACAUCUUCUCCAAGAGAGAGGACCUCAGCCUCCCUUCUCUCCUCUUUCUCACCCACCGACACCUCUGGGUGCUGAAGAUGGACUUCAGAGAGCUGGCAGAAAGAGAGAGGGAGAGCGCUGACCUCCAUCACUCCACCUCCUCUUCCUCCUCCUGGUGCAGGCUGGUCCGUGUGCCCCUCGGCUCUUUGAUGCUUCACCCCAGAGAAAGAGCUUCUCAGGUCGGGCACAGAACCACCAACACCUCCUGCCCCGACCCAAAACACCACCACAGGAGGAGUCACUCUGUGGAGCUGCUGCUGGGCGGUCAGAGGCUGCUGCUGCUCUUCCCUCUGGCCCAGAACAGGGGCUCCUUCCUGGGAGAGCUGAGCCAGCGGAGAGCCUCUCUGGAGGGGCUGAGGAUGAUGGCCCUGCCCCAGCCCUGCAGGCCCUGUCCACAGCAAGGGCAACACACACAAGGGCGUCACAGAUCCAGAGACCAGUGCUGUUGUACCAGCACGAAGAAAUCACACAGCACCAGCAGCUGGGACUCCUCCCGUCUCCAAGUGGAGGAGAACCAGCCGUCCCCCCAUCUCACCCCAGGUCUCUCCCCAGGACUGAAGCUCCUGGCUGGGCUCGGAGGACAGCAGCUGCUGACCUACUUCCACAGAUAUAUAGCAGUGUCUGAGGCGGAGGAGGUGAGACAGGUGUUGUGGCUGUCUGUGGUUCUCUACAAGUCUCCAGAGUCUGAGCUCACCUGCUGUCUGCUGCUCUCCACUGAUACAAUCUACUUCCUGUUAGAAGACUCCGCCUCCACACUCGGCCAUCACUCAGUGUUGGACGUAAUGGACUCUGGAGAUCCAGACAUCUGUCUGUGCUGCUGUCUGUCCAUCAGACUGUCUGAUCUGCUGUCUGUCAACGUGGGACUGUUCGACCAGUACUUCAGAGUCGUAGGUCGUUCGGCCGAUCACAUCGUGUGCUGCCUCAGCAGGGACAGUUAUGGGACGGGUGUUUUCCUUCAGGAGCUCAUGUCAGCUCUCAGUCUACAGCAGCAGCUUCCACCUCCAGAGCCGUCAGAUCAGGACUUCUACUCCCAGUUCACCAACACAAACACAGGUAAGAUGCACAACUACGAGCUGGUCCAUAGCAGCAGGGUGAAGUUUAUUUAUCCCAGUGAGGAGGAGAUGGGAGACCUGACCUUCAUCGUGGCAGAGAGGAAGACUCCGGCCAGCGCAGCGUCCUCGUCCUCACGCUCCUUCAACGUCCUGCUGUACCUGCUGGUCUUCCAGGUCCAGAUCCCAAACAGUCUGCCCAGCCAAGGCCACUCCUCCUCUGUUUCUGGCUCUGGCCCGUCUCCUGUACUCCAGCCCAGGACUUUGAUCCUGACCAGCACCGACGUGUUCCUACUGGACGAGGACUACGUCAGCUAUCCUCUGCCCGACUUCGCCAAAGAACCUCCCUCCAGGGAGCGGUACCAGCUGCGUGAGGCUCGAAGAAUCCGGGACCUGGACCGGGUCCUACUGGGGUACCAGACGUACCCUCAGGCUCUGACCCUGGUGUUUGAUGACCUACCCGGCCCCGACCUGCUCUGUCACCUCACCAUGGACCACUUUGCUGCCACAGGGGAGGAGGCCCCGCCCAGAGGGGGCGGAGCCAGCAGCGGCGCAGAGGGCGAGGUCCAGUGGUGCGUCUUUGUCCCCGGAGCCGACAGCAGAGAGAGGCUGAUCUCACUCCUGGCUCGCCAGUGGGAGGCGCUGUGCAGCCGGGAGCUUCCCGUGGAACUCACCGGCUGAUUGGUGGAUGACGGACAGUUGGAUGACUGUUCAGCACCUAGUUGGUCGUUGGGAGCUGAUCGACAGGUGGAGUCAUAGUUUGACGCAUGGAUUCAGGACCUGGUUGGCUGUUAAAAGGCCUCAAUAUGCUUCAAACUAAGUAGUUUAUACAAAGUAUUGUCCACGUCUAAAAGCAAAGCUUUUUCUAACAAAGGCAGCCUGUCGUCAUAGAGAUGGGCGAGAUGCCAUGAAUCACGUUCAGUCUCUCCUACAAGGCUUUCAUUGUGUUGCACUCGGUUGUUCACAUGAAAAGUGACAGAAAUAGUUCUGUGAAGAAUGAAAAAAAAAAGAGCUUGAGAGAGUUUAAAUACUUAAACACCUCCACACUCCACGCCAAUCACAUCAUAUCAACGCCUGAUAUUUUUGUGACUAAACUUAUAGCUGGUGUCAGCUUGGCACCCUUAUUCAAGAUGAGACCCUCCCUUCAAGAAGCCCAAUGCAGAGGCCUCAUUAUGCCUCAAAGGAACUAGUUCAGAAGAAAGUCAAAGUUUCCCCGUUCUGUAUGUCCUCACUGGGAAGUGGGGUGAAAAGCCCUCAUCCUGGCUGCAUCCCACUGCCUCCCCGCUCUCGCUCCAACAACUCUGUGUAGUCUUGAAAUCAUGAAUCAAUCAAAUGGGUAUAACAGCGCACUUUCGGAUAGCCUCUCUUGAAGACAUUCACCGUGUUGCACUCGGUUGUUCACAUGAAAAUUGACAGAAGUAAUUGUGUUAGCAGUGAAAAAAGAGACUGUGAGAUCUCUGCUUACUUUCACACCUCCACACACCUGGCCAGUGGCAAUCACUGCGUAAAGUGGGCGUGAUUGCUGGUUUCGGAGGUGGUUUCAGAUGCUGUUAGACGAUCCGACAAGCACUUAGUUUGAAGCAAACUGGGGCCUUUAGUCGUACUUUGAUUGAAAGGGAUGCGGCUUUGCCCACACACCGUUUGGUGUCCACCACAGAAAAAAACUGAGGGUUAGUGGGACUCUACGGACACCAGACACGACCUCACACUGAGCCGAAAUAAUGGGAGUUUCUGGCUCAACUUCACUUUCUUGCAAAGUGUCUCACACAGAGCAGAUUGACAGAUUCGUUGGACGACUUAACUGACAGACAGACAGACAGACAGACAGACAGACAGACUGGUGUUGCACAGCAGGGGGCGCUGCAGACAGUCCACAGGAGUUAUACAAGAUUUUAAUUAACGUUUAACUUAAAGGAACAGUUUGUCAUUUCUGGUACAUCCUCUUGCUCUCUGUCCUCUCGAGAGUCAUUUCACAAGAUAUACAGUUUCAUCUGUAUGUGUCAAGUACAAAUAUAAGUCCAGGACGUGUUAGCCUAGCUUAGCACAAAGACUGGAAGGAGGGGGAAACUGCUAGCCUAGCUUCAUCAAAAGAGAAAAAAAAAUAUCCACCUUCCAACAACUCCAAAGCUCUCUGAUUUACAUGUUGUUAUGUAAAGUUACUCUUAAAACCAAAAAUCAUUUUUACGUUUGCACAGUUUGACUCUAGGUGAGGUGACAAGAGGAUAUCCAAAAAUGCUGGACUGUUGUUUUAAGUAGCACACACACACACACACACACACACACACACACACACACUGCUGCUCGGCACAAUCUGCUCUCUGAACAUUUUAUUCCUUGCACAUUGUAAUUGAUGAAGCAGUAUUAUUGAACUGUAUAUUAAAGCUUUUUAUUAAUAUUAUAUUAAUAUAAUUAUGUUUUGGGACAGACGGAUGUUUUCCAUCCAGAAGCAGAUUUUGUACUAAACACGAAGGACCUGAUGAACUUUCCAAAAAGAACUCUUACAUGUCAUAUUUAGUAUUAUCAUUGAGUAUUAUUAUUUUUUAAAUAUUUGUUGUUUUAUUUUAUUGUAUGUUAUGUUUUUCGUACAUUAUUAUUGACAAAUGGGAAGCCCGACAGUGUUGGACUCCCCCACCCUUCACCGAUGUUGUUUACAUUACAUGUUGUUGUCUUGAUAAAGGGGAAUGCCACUGAAUUAAAGUGAAAAAUGAAAACUCCACAUGUAAUAAUA